Pseudoliparis swirei is the source of this 10618-nucleotide messenger RNA. RefSeq names its product kinesin family member 26Ba (gene kif26ba). The coding region runs from base 271 to 7293 and encodes 2340 amino acids. Lineage: Eukaryota; Metazoa; Chordata; Actinopteri; Perciformes; Liparidae. The record is from RefSeq and is a predicted model, not a curated record. Gene Ontology annotation, biological process: microtubule-based movement. The transcript is spliced from 29 exons. Gene Ontology annotation, molecular function: ATP binding; microtubule motor activity; microtubule binding.
UUCUAGAAGUGAUUGGAGGGCUUUUUUCCCGGAGAAAAUAAGAAAACCAUCCAGGAUUUUUUUGUAUGUCUGUUUUCUCGGCGCCGCAAUGGGGAUGUAACCGGCUUCACGCGUGCGUUUGGAAGUGGCGCGAGAGGAGCAAACUGCAGCUUGGUGCUUAAUCGAAAAUCGAUCCGGUGGGCUCUUUUUUAAAUUUUUUUUAUGUGAAGCUGCACCAGAGGUUCUUUCUCCUCUCCUCUCCUCCUUCCCCUCCCUCCUCUCACCUCCAACAUGACUUCACUGUCAGGGACCAAGGAGAGGUCUGUGAGCAGCCGGAGCAGAAAAUAUGGGAUGCCUGAUACUUCCCCGACCAAAUCUGCUUCCUUUUUCCCGGACACAUGGUACCGAAAGGCCUACGAGGAAAACACUCGCUCCGGCACGCGCCCUGCCCCGGAGGGUGCCGGCUCCAUGCCGAGCUCCACGGGCACCCCGUCCCCAGGCUCAGGGAUCUCCUCACCGGGGUCUUUCUCCGGAUCACCGGGGACCAUCUCUCCGGGGAUUGGGACAGAAUCGCCGGGUUCUCUGGGUGGCUCCCCGGGUUUUGGGACAGGGUCACCGGCCUCAGGCAGCGGAAGUUCCCCCGGUAGUGAAAGAGCAAUUUGGUGUGAGAACUGCAACGCUAGGCUGGCAGAGCUGAAAGGACAAGCAUUGAAACUUCUCAUCCCCGGACCCUACUCCAGCAAGGAUCCCUCCUUCUCUCUCCUCCUUCACGAUAAGCUUCAGGUGCCCAACAGUUCUCGGCGGGCGUGGAACGAACGUGACAGUCGCUGUGAUGUCUGCGCCACUCACCUCACGCAGCUCAAACAGGAAGCCGUGCGAAUGGUCCUCACUCUCGACCAAUGGGAUUCGUCUCCCCCCUCUUCGCCCCCGGCCCUCUUUGGAAGAUGUGGAUCUCAAGGGCCCGCGGGUCCAAUGGGAGCGUCUGGAGCACCGGGAGGUCCUGGUUCACGGGAGUGGAUUCCUGCUUUUCUUCCUUCCUCUUACUCUUCAGCCGUUGCUGUCGUUUCACACUCGUCCUCCCAAUCACCUUCUCCAAGUCUCAGCCAGACCCCGACGCCGAGCCCGAGCCACGGACCGCUCAACCCCGGCCAUGGGAGUCCCACGGUGGGACCCACAAACCCACAACCUCAAGGUCCAGGUCACAGAUUGGGGUCCAAGCCCAGUUCCCUGGGGCUUGGAGGUGGGGUGGACAGAAGGAAUGGGUCCCCCAGUUCAGGGAAAGCUGCCCAACCAGUGACUGGAGUAAACAGCACUGGCAAUAACAGUGGGAACGGAAGUACAACAGCUCUGCAGGCCCAUCAGCACCUGAACCGAACUCAUGGAGGAGUUACACUCUACCCGUACCAGAUCUCCCAGAUGAUCUCCGAGGACUCCAGAGAAGGUCUGACCGAGGCGGCUCUGAACCGCUACAACACGAACUCUCCUUCACACACCAAUUCCACAUCGCGCACAAACUCGCCGUCUCACACGCCGGCUGUGACCACGACCGCGCCGACCACCACCUCCGCUGCCGCCUCCUUCUUUGCCAGAGCCGCACAGAAGUUGAACUUGGCGUCCAAGAAGAAGAAGCAGAAGACCGCGGCGGUCCUGGCCCCGGUGACGACAUCCUCCCCGCCAUGUGACCCGCCGCUGUUCCCCACCAAUUUCAGCUCCGCUCUGCUGAUGGCCCCUCCCCCGGCUCCACCCUGCCUUCUCCGUGCAGCCAACAAGAUCAAAGAUACACCUGGGCUUGGAAAGGUGAAAGUGAUGGUUCGCGUGUGCCCGGAGUCUCAGUCGGACGCAGCCGAGUCCAGCUCCUUCCUCAAAGUGGAUCCCAGGAAGAAACAAAUCACCAUCAUGGACCCCUCAGUCAAUCAGACACUCAGCGCUGCCUCCCAGAAAAAGGCGGGAGCCAAUCAGGUCCCUCCAAAGAUGUUCACCUUUGAUGCUGCUUUCCCUCCUGAUGCAUCACAGGCGGAGGUGUGCGCGGGAACGGUUGCCGAGGUGAUCCAGUCGGUGGUGAACGGAGCAGAUGGCUGCGUCUUCUGCUUUGGACACUCCAAACUGGGUAAAUCCUACACCAUGAUUGGCCGUGAUGACUCUCUCCAGACUCUGGGGAUCAUCCCCUGUGCCAUCUCCUGGUUGUUUAAACUCAUCAAUGAGAGGAAGGAGAAAACAGGAGCACGUUUCUCCGUCCGCGUCUCUGCAGUCGAGGUUUGGGGAAAAGAGGAGAACCUUAAGGAUUUGCUGUGUGAAGUCGCCACAGGCAGUUUACAGGACGGACAGUCACCUGGAGUCUACCUGUUUGAGGACCCCAUCUGUGGCAUGCAGCUCCAGAACCAGUCUGAACUGCGUGCUCCGACCCCGGAGAAGGCCGCCUGGUUUCUGGAUGCAGCCAUUGCAGCUCGCCACAGCAGCCAACGCCCCAACACCACCGAAGAAGAGCACAGAAACUCACACAUGCUCUUUACACUACACAUAUACCAAUACCGCAUGGAAAAGACGGGCAAAGGAGGAAUGUCAGGAGGUCGCAGUCGCCUCCACCUGCUGGACUUGGGCAGUUGUGAUCUCAAAGUACUAGGAGGAGGAGGAGAAGGAGGGGGGGAAAGCAGGGAGAACACUUCGCCCAGCUCGGCCCCUCUGUGCCUUUCUCUGUCUGCCCUCGGCAACGUGAUCCUGGCCCUGGUCAACGGGAGCAAGCACAUCCCAUACAAGGACAGCAAGCUGACCAUGUUGCUAAGGGAGUCGCUAGGCAACAUGAACUGCCGGACCACCAUGAUUGGUCACAUCUCUGCCUCGCCCAGAGAUUUCUCAGAAACCCUUUCCACCAUCCAGAUUGCUUCCCGCGUCCUUCGCAUGAAAAAGAAGAAAACUAAAGUCACGGUGCAAUACACUUCCAGCUCCUCCGGAGGAGAGAGCUCCUGCGAGGAGGGUCGCAUGCGUCGGCCGACCCACCUGCGACCUUUCCAUCGACGCGGCGACUCCGACUCCGACCUUCCGCUGCUGCACCUGUCCAGCGACCCCGACGAAUACUCCAGCAGCGAGCAGUCGUGUGACACGGUGAUCUACGUGGGCCCGAACGGGGCCGCCGUGUCGGACAGAGAGCUGACGGACAACGAGGGGCCGCCGGAAUUUGUACCGAUUAUUCCCGCCUUGCUUCGAGGUAAAACGUCAGAGCAGCAUCAGACACAAAGUCAGAGUCAGGCGGCUGGAGCCCAGAACAAGGUGCAGCCUCAGCCAGAGGACCAACCCGCUGCCUCCUCUCAGCCGCUGCCUCAGCCCCCUCAGUCACUGCUCGGCCAGCCGCUGGCCCCCGUCCCAGAGGAAGGAGGCGAGUGUCUGAAAUGCAACACCUUCGCCGAGCUGCAGGAGAGACUGGGAUGCAUUGAUGGCAGCGAGGAGGUGGCAAAGUUCCCCUUUGAAGAAGUUCCAGCAAACAAACAAGGUGCCAAACCAGAGCCGUGUCCAUCUGCAGCCCUGUCUGCUCCGGACUCUGCUGCUGUGUUGGAUACAGAAACUAACACAGGCCCUGCAUGUGCUGUGGGUGGUGCAGUGCAGUUCUCCUCCUCGGCAACUACGGCCUCCAGGAGGAGGACCAAUGACCAGCAGCUGCAGGAGAUUAAGGAGGUGGUGGAAGAAGCCGAGCUGGCUCAGACGAUGAUCCACAACCUGACUCAGAGUUCUGGUUCCCCCAUCGUUACCAGGAGUGUCACAGGAAGCAGCAGCAUCACCUCGAGCCCCCUAAACAGGGCUAAGAGCUCCCUGCAUGAUGGAAACACAGAUGGAAAGGCCCGGCAGCUGGGAUCGCCACGCCUCGGCAUCGCUAGUUUGACCAAAACCUCAGACUACAGGCCUCCGUCCUCCCCGUCCCAGAGGUGUAAAGUGUACACUCAGAAGUGCGUGAUGCCGGCAACACCCUCCUUGUCCUCAAACACUCUGGCUCAAGACGGACAGGCCGCAGACGCCUUGACCUCGGACAACAGUUUGGCUGCAGACAGCGGCCGGUCCUCGACGGAGGACGUGCUGUCCAGGACUUCUCCGCUGGGCAUGAGCCCACGAGUGCGAGAGCCAACUCGGUCUAUGUCCGCCAGCCUGGGGUCAGCAGAGACCCUCUGUGACGAUGACGUCCCGCCGAUUCCCCUGGACACGCACAGGGACGCCUCGGGACCAGCGGCUGCCGUCGGAACAGUCGGAGCUCUUGGAGAGGAAGAACCGGUGUCCACUGUAGCUUCUGGAGGUGAGGAGGACCUUGUUGUUACAGCUGUGACGGCGGCUCGGGGACCCGCCUGUCGGCCAGCGAGCGUCGUCGGCUUCACAGAUGACUGUUGCCCCUUCACUGCCCUUGCUCCAGGCGCUCACGCGUCCCGCUCCGUCAGUACCAGCGGGGAUGGAGCCGUGGAGGAUUAUCACAUGUCUGCAGGUCCUGCGACCACCUCGGGGGUUACGGAUGUGGCUGCCAUGGCAGAGGUGGCCAUGGCCAAGCUGCGGAUGGAGGGUGAAUCCUUCUCCACAGUGAUGUCUAACUGUGGCUCCCCCAUCUCCUCCUGGAUGAGUGAUCUGAGCAUGGGCAGUGAAGCUGACCAGUCCCUCCACAGCUUCAGUCAGUCCCAGAGCCAGCAAGGGGAGGCCCUGGCUGAACCUGAACCCAACCAGAGCCUUUCGUUGGGAUGGGAUGGUCCGGGUGGUUGUGAGAACGGUCGCAGCCUGAGAAGGGGGAGCCUUGAGGGAGAGGUGGUGCUGUCAGUAAAUGGGGCUAAUAAGGUCAAUGCAACCAAAGACAGGCGGAGGAAACUGCCUCCAUCCAUGGCUAAAACUAACAUCCACAUUUUUGCACGAUCUGGUAACCUCUCCCCCUUCAAGACCACCAUCAGUGUGCACCCAUGUGCGACGGUCAGACCCAUGGUUCUACAGGAACCAACCAUCCUCUCCUCACCUACCAAGACCCCGUAUUUGCCCAUGAAAGACGCAGGAAAAUAUAACGCACCGCUCUUAGCUUCUAUGUCCAGUGAGAUGAGCUUUGAAGACCCCUGGUUGAAGCGCGUUGCGGAGGAGGGGAGGUCCAGGGAGCUUGUGUGUGAAGUGAAGCCAGAGAAGAGGGACAUGGAGCAUUCAAAAUGUCAGACGGGAACUGCGGCCGGAGACCAGCGGAGCUUCUGCAGGGAUGGUGGGGAUCACGGCAGCUCUGGUUCAGGUGGGGAGAUGGUGUCGUCUCCCGACUCCUUUCAGAGAGUGGUGGAUGGCUGUGAGAUGGUGGCCGUUGCUGCCCGUGAAUGUCUGCCGAGUGUCUCCAGCCCAGACGUCCACCGCGCUGCCAGUCUUCCCCGCGGCUGGCACCGUCUCAACCGCCACGACGGCUUGGACGUCGGCAACGAGUAUCGCAACCUCGGGGUCACCACUUCGACCCCCUGCAGUCCUCGAGCCACGCUUGACCGCCGCGGGUCCACUGGAAAACUGGGCUUUUUCUCCCACAAGAAGGGGGGAAUCCCACCUCUGCCACCGAUACGCAAGUCCAGCCUGGACCAGCGGAACAGGGCCGCCGGCCUCCUCCACCAGCCCAGCCACGGAGCGUCGUUGCCGGGCGUCUUGGCAGAUGACGCCGAGGUCGCCAGACAGCGAGGCUCCAGCAUCGACAGCAGCAGACUCUUCAGCGCCAAGUUGGAACAGCUUGCAAACAGGACCAACUCUCUGGGUCGGGUCCGCACCUCCCACGGUGGUUCCCACCACUACGACUGCUUCUCUCUGGAGAGAGGGGGUGGCCUGAGAGGGGGAGGAGUCGAGGUGAGGGGGGACAGCACCAUGCCUCGUACCGGGCGCAGUCUCACCCGCGCUGGGUCAGUAUCUUCUCCCAGUGGGAACGUCAGCAGCCCCAGUUUCAGUGGCGGUCCCGGGCCAAGCAGCGCUCCACAGUCACCGGCCAAAACCAGCGGCCCGUCAAAGAUCUCAGCGGUCAGUAAGCUGCUGAUGAGCAGCAGCCCCAAAACCAGGAGUCUGUCUGCAUCCAGCACCAAGACUCUGAGCUUCUCCACCAAAUCUUUAAGCCAAGCUUCCAGCCGCAGCUCCAGCCUUCCUCCCAAUGGAAAGCCCCAGAGCUCGGUCCAGGGCCCUGUGCAGCAGCAGGGACCUUCCCCUGGACCCUGGUCCACCCAGUCUUUAAGCCGCAGCCGAGGGGCAACCCUGGCUGCCAAGCUGCCUCUCCGGGCCGUCAAUGGCCGAAUCUCAGAGCUCCUCCAGGGAAGUGCAGGCUGCCGUUCCAGGAGUCAUGCCCCAGGAGCCGGCACAGAUCCAGCAGAGGAAAGAGGAGUCGGAGGAGCAAGUGGAGGAGGAACAGGAGCAGGAAGUGGUGGAGGUGGAGGUGGUGGUGGUGGUGGUAGUGGAGGUGCUCCGGUUGAGGAGAAGAUAGCAGUGGUCCAAACGCUGCCCUCACCCUACAGCAAGAUCACAGCUCCCAGAAAAGCCCACCGCUGCAGCAGCGGCCACGCUAGUGACAACAGCAGUGUACUGAGUGGCGAGCUCCCCCCGGCCAUGGGGAAAACGGCCUUGUUCUAUCACAGUGGAGGCAGCAGCGGCUACGAGAGCAUGCUGAGAGACAGCAGCGAGAACACGGGAAGCACCUCCUCCGCCCAGGACUCUCUCAGCGAGCACAGCUCGGCCACCACCUCCUCCAGGCGGAGCUCCAAGAGCAGCAAGAAGAGCAGGAGCAACACAGGCCUGCUGCGUCGUCGUCUGAUCCCAGCACUGACCCUGGACUCCUCCUCCUCCUCCUCACCUUCUCACCGCUCCUCCAAGCAGGCCAUCACCUCCUCUUCCUCCUCCUCCUCCAGCCCAGGUGCAUGCUGGGUGGAUGGUCCACUGGGGCCCCCGACUCCCUCGAACCUCCGCGGGACGACCGCGACGACGGAAACCUUUGAGAUCAAGGUCUACGAGAUCGACGAUGUCGAGCGACUGCAGAAGAGGAAAGACAAAGGAGGGGGCAAGGAGGUGGUGUAUGUCAGCCCCAAGCUCCGUCUCUUGGAACACCGUCAGCAGAGAAUCAGUGAAGUCAGAGCCAAGUACCAGUGUCUGAAGAAGGAGCUGGAACAAACCAAACAGCACCUGAUGCUGGAGCCGCACAAAUGGACCACCGAGUUCGAGCUCCAACAGGCCUACGAAGUCGACUCCCUGGAGUACCUGGAGGCUCUGGAGACGGUGACGGACAAGCUGGAGACCCGCGUCAACUUCUGCAAAGCCCACCUCAUGAUGAUCACCUGCUUCGACGUGUCCUCGAAACAUCGGUAGACAGACGGAGGGAUGGAGGGAUGGAGAGGCCGACACGCAGCUGGUCUCAAUUAGAUGACGACCUUUGGACCAUAUGCCCACCGAUUAAUCAAAAACCUUUUACGAAAUAUCUCCUACACAAAAACAUCUCUCAUCAGAUGACUGGAUAAUCGCAAGGAGGGAUACAGGAAUGGCCGAGCACUCAAACCUGCAUGUCAUCCUCCAGAUGGCCGUCGGCAGAAGGACAGGUGGGCGGGGAGGUGGAGGGACGCGAUGGAGAAUGGAGAUAGAUAUUUAAUAAGCCGACAGACAGAUGAGUCCUUGUUUUCUCUAUCUUGGGGCUUGGAAACAAACCUCAGACCCAGAUAUUGACCAGCAUCAUGUGAAAGGGCCACUUUGAGUCAGAUGAAGACGGCUGCUCCAAGAAACAUAGCCAAGACAACGUGAGUUUCCAGAGAUUCCGAAUAAUUACACCGCUCAGACAACUGAGAGGAGAAGAGGGGAGAGUCAAACAGAAACUGCCCAUUUUUUAAACAAAGAAGGAUGAAUAAAAGGUGCAGGAGGACGAGAUGAACAAUUUCUCAUCUCCCAUCAUUUUUAGAAGAGCACUUUUUAGAGUUUAAAUCGAGUGCUGACUACAGAGUGACCUGGUAUUGUUGUGCAGUUACUAAAGGAGACUGACCGAGGGAAAGUAAACAUGAUUUAGAUAAGUGCCUUGUGAACAUCUCAACGAUACCAAGACCAAUUCUCUCUCUCUCUCUCUUUCUCUCUCUUGUGUACAUGCAGUAAAUAUGGUGCUAGCGUAGAAAAACACACAAAAGAUCAGCAUCCUUGGGGAAUCUUUGAAUUUAUAGCCAUUUCUAACUGUGCCGUUUAAAUGUUUCACGAUAUCAUAAACAAACUAAUACUGUACGUUUGAAUGGUCUUUGGUACGCCGAUGAGAGAUGAGACGAGAUUUAAACUAAAUGAAAAAAAAGAGAAAGAUCUACAGAACAUAGAGCCACACGUCCUCUUUAAAAACAAAACACAUGUUGCAAGGACCAAAUAUCCAAUUUAAUGUACACAAGAGAAAUGUGUGUUUAGAUAAAAGAGAAAAAACACAAUUUUCUAUGGUGAUGUUUUUGACUUUACCCAUAAACACCUGCAUCUGAGCAUCUGAAUUUUGACCCUCGAGGGCAUCCAUACAGCAUGUUUCUCCUGAUACGGAGUUGAAGGCUUUUUCAUGUUCAUAAAGCAAUGAAACGUCUCGAGUCGCACAGAAGUGGACAUAUAUAAAGUGUAUUCUCUGAUCCAUCCAUUGACUUCUGUCUGUUAUUUGUAUCCGUGUUGUUCUGCUCUAUUAUAAAAAGAAACUGAAUGAUUUGUCAACGUGUGUGUUUUAUAUUAAUGUAUCAUGUUUUUAUUUGUGUACAAUGGGACCACGUAGAGACUAUGUAUGAUAGUAAGAGAAUCAAAGUAGGUUGAGGAGAUGUUUCAGAGUAAAUUGUGAGGAACACAAGAGAUAAGCUCAUUGAUAUUCAGUGUUAAAUGUCCUUUUUUAAAAGUAUUAUUGGAACAAAGUCGCGAAUUCAGCCUGAAAAUACAGUUACAGUUCUUCUAUUAAAAGUGCACAUACACGAUGAAGAAAUAAUACAAAAAUAUAUAUGUAAAGGAAUGAAACAGAAAGAAAGAAAGAAACGGAUAACGGCCAAAUUAAGACGCAUAGAUCUCUGCCUGGUUCCAUUUUUGUUUUGGACAGAUAGCAACUCUUAAGAUUUGUUAAUAUUAUCUAUGGUGCUUGAGAUGUUUAUGAUCUAAAUGUUUGUACAAAUAUAGAUAUAUGAAAGCCCGUUUCCUCUCUGAAAUACGGAACAAUACAUUUCGAAUGCUUCUUCUACAUUGCCUUCAUCACGUUGUUCCCCACGCUCCCCUCUGAAUGUCUUCUGCCCCAGCAAACAGAGUGCAUUGUGGGAGAUUGUUUGUUGUUUGAGAAGUUUAAAAGGAAGAAUAGACAGCGACUGUAAUGAUGCUGGUAUGAUUUGUCCAAAGCGUUGAAGUUACACAUGUAUCUGUAUCCUAAAAGAGCCAACCCGAGUGUUGAUGGUUGAUCUUCUCACGCCUGUGUGACGAGGCAGCAGCCAUCAUUUCAUUUGGUUUACACUCGCAGUGACGGCAACGAGAUCAUCCGAGUGUUUUAUUAUAAAUUAGCCCAGAAACCGAGACGCUUUUGACCGACUGGACCUCAGGAGCUUCUUCCUGUUUUUAUCUCCCAGUCACGAAUGAAGGUUUAUUUAUUUCUACUCACGAGCGCAAAGUCCAUUAUUAAUUUGUCUUAUUUAUUUACAACUCACAAUCUGAAAACGUUACUAUGCAUUUAAGAAAAUGGAGAGAGAAAAAACAACUGUACAUACUUUGCUGAGCCCAUGUCAUAUAUAAAUAUAUAUACUGUACACAUAUCAUAUAUACGCUCAUUUUUAUUUUAUAUAUUUUCUGUUGAUUUGGUUUGCUCCUGUUGUUCCUGUUGGAGAUCUUAAAUGGGCUUUGGGUUUCCUAAAACAUUCACUGUCAGGAUAGUUGUGUGUCUCCAGAUCAGAACUUUAAAAUGAUGGCACAGAAGAACGCAGUGUUGUUUUGAGUGAAAUGUCCUUUAAUUCUACAGCCGAGGGUUAUUAGCAGUGGAUGUUUUGGGAACCCCAACCUCUGGAUGAGCUAAAUGGCCUGGACUUGUUUCCAGAUGUGAGAUGCUAUGUGUGAGGUUAUGUCCUGAUGUGUCACUGCCAAAUCUACUGCGGUAGCGCUUUAUAAUUCUCGCAAUAAGUGUGACAAAAAGCUGAGGUUUUGAUGGCCCCUAUUGUUUAUAGCUAACAUCAUAGUCCAUGUAAGCUUAAUAAAGGUGCCUUUUUUUAUUAUCAGAAGCAGCGAUGCUAAAAGAGAUGCACUCGUUGUCAGGUGCUUUAAAUACAAUGAUUUAUGGCAAACACACAGUCUAAUGCGCCGUUAUGUGUUUAUGAAUUAUAACGUGUGAUCUGGAAAUCUGACACAUAGCAUCUCUAGGUUCAGUAUUGUGUGUUUAAGGCGGUCUCGGAGCACAUUUCACACACAAAUGAUUUUAUCUGGAGCAGUUAGACCAUUUUAAUUCGUAUCAGUUUUAAAACAACUGGUUAAAACCAGUCUGUGUGUCAGCUUGAGUUCUUUCUUAUAAAAAUAACCUAGCGUCAGGACACACUCAGUGUAAAAGAUAAAGAUGUCACUGGGAUCCUAAUGUCGGCUGCAGAUGAAAUGUUUUUGAGAAAUGUGAUCUGACACUGUGUUAAUGGGAGAGCAAGAUAGAGGGAUGUACAGUAAAUAAAGAAAUGUAUGAAAAGAG